Arachis duranensis is the source of this 855-nucleotide messenger RNA. RefSeq lists its product as uncharacterized. The coding region runs from base 1 to 855 and encodes 284 amino acids. Gene Ontology annotation, cellular component: membrane. Gene Ontology annotation, biological process: magnesium ion transport. NCBI's taxonomy places the organism in Eukaryota, Viridiplantae, Streptophyta, Magnoliopsida, Fabales, Fabaceae. Gene Ontology annotation, molecular function: magnesium ion transmembrane transporter activity. The record is from RefSeq and is a predicted model, not a curated record. The transcript is spliced from 6 exons.
AUGGAAGUAAUUGAUGGUGGUGAAAUGUGGUUUGAGAGUAUUGUGAUUAAGGACAAUGUUGAGGCUGAAAAUCAUAUGAAUAUGAUGGUUGAGGUUCAUAAUUGUAGCAAGGACCACCAUAGUCAUUGGGUUGAUAUGCACCAUAGCAUGAAUUGUGAUCAUGGUAGUGUGAAAGAGGUUGAUGCCAUGAAACUUGAUCUUGAAUGUGGCGGUUCGGCAUCUCCUAAAUCUUCAACCAACUCUUCUUCUUCUACCAUGAUAGUUUCCUAUAUUUGUUCCAGUACGAAGUUAUGCUCUAUGUUGUCCGCUGGAGCUUCUAGCAUUUUCUUUGUGCUGCGUUCUUCAUUGGAUUCUCCACAUAAAGCCAUGGAAGUCAUGAGUGUUAAAGCAAUUGGAAUUGCUAUAAAAUUUACAUUAGAAGGUGCAAAUCAGCUUGUUUACUAUCAGACUUGGAUCUUUUUUAUAGUCGUUGUUUCCUGCAUCAUUACUCAAUUAAAUUAUCUUAACAUGGUGUUGAAUACAUCUAACACUGUGGUUGUGUCUCCAAUCUAUAAUGCCUUGUUCAUAUCUUUUACAAUAUUAGCUAGUGCAAUCAUGUUUAAGUACUAUUCUGGUCAAAGUAUAAGCAGCAUUGCAUCAGAGCUAUGUGGUUUCAUCACGGUGUUAUCUGGCACAGAAGUAUUGCAUAGUACAAGAGAGUCAGAUCCUCCAGUCUCUACAGAUUUGUUUAGUCCGUUGUCUUCGAAAGUAACAUGGUAUAUCCAAGGCAAUGGUGAGUCUUGGAAACAGAAGGAAGAAGACGGGUCACCACCUUUUAACUUAAUUACGGUUGUACGACAAUAUCAUUUCACAUGA